Messenger RNA from Myripristis murdjan (pinecone soldierfish), 2368 nucleotides. It is a transcript of the gene b3galt6, whose product is annotated as UDP-Gal:betaGal beta 1,3-galactosyltransferase polypeptide 6. Bases 301 to 1338 code for a protein of 345 amino acids. The record is from RefSeq and is a predicted model, not a curated record. Gene Ontology annotation, molecular function: galactosylxylosylprotein 3-beta-galactosyltransferase activity. Lineage: Eukaryota; Metazoa; Chordata; Actinopteri; Holocentriformes; Holocentridae. The transcript has 2 exons. Gene Ontology annotation, biological process: protein O-linked glycosylation; glycosaminoglycan biosynthetic process. Gene Ontology annotation, cellular component: Golgi membrane.
UUCCGUUUCCGCCUCAUUAUCCAAAGCACAGCUGCGUCUUUAUACUCUGGACUGAAAAAAAAUGAGUGUGUCGACACCUGGCUGGCUCGACAAACGAUUUAACCUGCUUGUUUGUGCCUGGUCGCUGAAACCCAGUGGCUGUUUUCGUCAAGGAUGAGGAUGCCAUGUGUUUUGGCCGCGGCUGUAAACGUAGCAAGCUUGCAAAGUGAGCCAAGGCUGUUAGCCCGAUAGCCACCGUUAGCUUAGCCAGCCUGCUGCCGCCUCCUCCGCCGUACUGGCUGACACACAAAGCAUCAUCUCAUGAGCAGGGUCAGCACCAUGAACCUGUUACGCCUUGUGUGUCGCCACAAGACGGCUCUAGUAAUUGGCAGCGUGUGCACCUUUGCCAUAGUCCUCAUCUUCCUGGCCAAAUGCACCUCGGACACUCUAAAACAGGGUCAAGCAGACCUUCCAGGCCUAGCCCCCCGUGUUCAUGCUCUGCAGCCCCAUCCAGAGCACCACAACCCUCCCACCAGAUCCAAGGACCUGUCUGCCUUCCUGGUGGUCCUCAUCACAACUGGACCAAAAUACACAGAGCGCAGGAGUAUUAUCCGCAGCACAUGGCUGUCGAAGCGGGACCCUGAUGUUCUGGCCAUGUUUGUGGUGGGAACUGAGGGGCUUUCCAACGAGGACCUUCUCAACCUCAACACAGAGCAAGGGCGUCACAAAGAUCUGCUCUUGUUGCCCGAGUUGCGGGACUCUUACGAGAACCUAACGCUGAAGCUGCUGCACAUGUACUCCUGGCUGGACCAAAAUGUGGACUUUAAGUUUGUCCUCAAAGCAGAUGACGACACCUUCGCCCGCUUGGACCUCCUCAAAGAAGAGCUGAAGGGGAAAGAGCCAAACCGGUUGUACUGGGGUUUCUUCUCAGGUAGAGGGCGGGUGAAAACAGCUGGGAAAUGGCGGGAAAGUGCUUGGGAGCUGUGCGACUACUACCUGCCCUACGCGCUGGGCGGUGGCUACAUUCUGUCGGCUGACCUGGUACGCUAUGUGCACCAAAAUACUGGCUACUUCAAGAUAUGGCAGAGCGAGGACGUGUCACUGGGUGCCUGGCUGGCACCAGUGGGCGUGCGACGGACACAUGACCCACGCUUUGACACAGAGUACAAGUCACGUGGCUGCAACAACAAAUACUUGGUAACACAUAAGCAGAGCCUGGAGGACAUGUUGGAAAAGCAUCAAACUCUGCAGCGGGACGGCAGGCUCUGCAAGGAAGAAGUCAAGCUGCGAUUGUCCUACGUGUACGACUGGAGUGUGCCACCCUCACAGUGUUGCCAGAGGAAGGAUGGCAUCCCCUAACAUUUUGUCCUUUUUUGACAUUUGAACCCUUUUGGCCUUGUUAUUUGGACCCGUUGUCAUGUCAGUGCUUUCCCUACCCUCAGUCUACCAUGUUGAUGGCCUGCUCCACAUCUCCAUCUGUGCUUCUGCUAUCAUACUCGUAGCUAAACAUUCUCAGAAACUCAGAUGUGUGUAAUGGUGAUUUCAGUGAGUUCUGAGGUAGAUAAUGGAGGGAAACACUAAUAGGUUCUCACCAUGCUAUGAUGUCGACGUUUGUUUUGUGACAGCUACAUUUUUGUCAUAUUUUAUUUAUUGUUAAUUUAUUGCAGAAGUGCAGAAAACACACUGGUAUUACAGCCGAACAGAAGCACAGCGGACACGUUUGCUACUUGUGAGUUAAAUUUUAUUGUAUAAACAUUUUUCGGAAAGUAGCACUCCAUUUACAGAGGGAAUGGACAAGAAAUGAUCAUUAUUAAUGUAACACCUUUGUUUACUAUCAGUGAUACAGAAAGUUUAAUGUGUUUGGAGUUACACUAAAUGUGUAUUAGAACAUGGUUGAAUGUGCCAUGUUCCAGGUCUUGUUCCUUCUAUUGGAUCCUCUACAGGAUCUGUGAUGAUACAUUAACAAGGCAACAGUCAACACUUGAUAUAGAAUACCAGCUGGCACUUGGUCACUUUUUUCAACAAGCAAUGUAAUUUUAAUGUCCAAAAACAAUUGUCUAAUGAAUUGUUUUCUUUCCAACGUUGAGCUCUCCAGCCUGAACUCACCCUUCAGUGUCAAAAGCUGUGUCCCAAAACCUUGAGUUGUUUGCAGCGUUGACUGGGAGGGAGGGGUUGUUGGAGAUCUGGUUGAAUAUUGCGGAAUGCUGCAAAAAAGAGCCGCCUCCAUGCUUGUUUUUAUGACUGCUGCUAUAAGUUUUGUCGUGCAUUAAUGACAUGACUGUUUUGUCACUGUUUUCUCUAGCAGUUUGAAUCCCACACAACCUGAGUUUUGUUUCCAAAAUGGUCAGCCUGCCUGGAUGUUUUAUUAAAUGUUUUUUAAUGUAUUCUC